Musca vetustissima is the source of this 1094-nucleotide messenger RNA. RefSeq names its product interferon-inducible double-stranded RNA-dependent protein kinase activator A homolog (gene loqs). Bases 85 to 1089 code for a protein of 334 amino acids. The transcript has 5 exons. The record is from RefSeq and is a predicted model, not a curated record. Lineage: Eukaryota; Metazoa; Arthropoda; Insecta; Diptera; Muscidae.
GAAAAAAAUACGGAUCCAGCAGCUGCAACUGGAAAAUUGGCCAUUGAGGAAUCUCUUAAAUUGACCGAUGCAAAUGGUAUUGCCAUGAAAACUCCCGUUUCAUUGCUGCAAGAAUUGCUUAGCCGUCGCGGCAUUACACCCAGCUAUGAAUUGGUACAAAUCGAAGGGGCCAUCCAUGAACCGACAUUCCGUUAUCGCGUGUCCUUCAAUGACAAAGAUGUACCCUUUACGGCCAUGGGCGCUGGACGUUCCAAAAAAGAGGCUAAACAUUCAGCAGCCAGGGCGUUGAUAGAUAAACUGACCGGUGUCCAACUGCCGGAGACGCAGCACACAACAACAACAACUACGGCCAGCAGCACAAAUGCUACAGCCGGGGGUGGUGGUAGUGGGGUAGAUGGCAAUGCCAAUGUGUCAGCGGGUGGAGAUGCCGCCGAUAAAAUUGUUGGCAAUCCCAUUGGUUGGCUACAGGAAAUGUGCAUGUCCCGCCGUUGGCCACCACCAAACUAUGAAACCGAAACUGAAGUGGGUCUACCCCACGAACGUCUCUUCACAAUUGCCUGUACAAUUUUGAAUUUCCGCGAAGUUGGCAAGGGCAAGAGCAAGAAAAUUGCCAAACGCAUGGCGGCUCAUAAAAUGUGGACCCGCCUACAGGAAACACCAAUUGAAAAUAAUCAAUUGUCGGAGACAAUGGGCACCGAAUUGGGUGGUGAUAAGGCCAAUUAUUAUGGUGAUUUGAAAGAUAUUACUGUACCAACCAUCACCAGUCAGCAUAGUGCUAAGGUUUCACAAUUUCAUAAGACCCUUAAAAAUUCAACGGGUGAAAAACUACACAAGUUGCAGAAAACUUGUCUGAAAAAUCCCAAAAUUGAAUAUGUCGAGCUAUUGGCUGAAAUUGCUCAUGAAAAUCAAUUCGAGGUGACCUAUGUUGAUAUCGAAGAGAAAACCUUCAAUGAUCAUUAUCAAUGUUUGGUGCAACUUUCAACCUUGCCGGUGGGUGUUUGUCACGGUUCGGGUGCUACACCGGCUGAGGCUCAAAAAAUGGCAGCACAAAAUGCCUUAGAAUAUUUGAAAAUUAUGACCAAAAAAUGAAUGGU